Messenger RNA from Capronia coronata CBS 617.96, 441 nucleotides. RefSeq lists its product as uncharacterized. NCBI's taxonomy places the organism in Eukaryota, Fungi, Ascomycota, Eurotiomycetes, Chaetothyriales, Herpotrichiellaceae. Bases 1 to 441 code for a protein of 146 amino acids. The transcript is spliced from 2 exons. The record is from RefSeq and is a predicted model, not a curated record.
AUGUCUACCUACAAAGGCCAAACACCGGCAUCCGUCCCGGUCGACCCCCGCAUCGUCUCUUUCUUCGAGAAUUUCUAUGCUUUGUCUGACAACCCCACGACGCACGAGGAGUAUGUCCAAACUUUGACUGCAGAUGCAGACUACAUAAUGGGCACCAAGAAGGUCAAAGGGCGCGACGACAUCCUGACAGCGCGUAAGGGAUUGUGGUCAGGCCCGGUGAAAACACGGAAGCACAAAUUGGAGAAGAUCUUCCCGUUUGGCAAAGACAGCAACGAGGUCAUGGUGUACGGCAGUGUGGAUUACGGGCUGAAGAAUGGAAAGGAGGUCUCGGUCGAGUGGGCUGGCAGGGCAAUUUUCGUUGAAGAACAAGGGACCCUGAAGAUGUCAUUUUACCAGGUCUAUUUGGACUCGUCGCCUGUGGCGGCCGCGGCAAAGGACUAG